CCCGGAAGUUAUGAGAUCCGCCGCUAUGGACCAGCCAAGUGGGUCAGCACUUCCGUUGAGUCUAUGGACUGGGAUUCAGCCAUCCAGACUGGCUUUUCAAAACUGAACAGCUACAUUCAAGGCAAAAAUGAGAAAGAGAUGAAAAUAAAGAUGACGGCUCCAGUGACAAGCUACGUGGAACCCGGUUCAGGUCCUUUUAGUGAGUCUACCAUUACCACUUCCCUGUAUAUCCCCUCUGAUCAGCAAUCUGAUCCGCCCAGGCCUUCAGAGUCAGAUGUCUUCAUUGAAGACCGAGCCGAAAUGACUGUGUUUGUACGGUCUUUCGAUGGAUUCUCUAGUGCCCAAAAGAAUCAAGAACAACUUUUGACAUUAGCAAGCAUUUUGAGGGAAGAAGGAAAAGUUUUCGAUGAAAAGGUUUACUACACUGCAGGCUACAGCAGUCCUUUCAAAUUGCUUAAUAGAAAUAAUGAAGUGUGGUUGAUUCAGAAAAAUCAGCCCUCUGAAGACAAUGAAUAAGAAAAUGGGGAAAAGUUCCAUUGCCAGGGGCAAAACUCCUGUUCAAUACAGACUUCAACACAACCUAUAAAUAAAGUGUGAAUCUAUUCUA
This is a messenger RNA of Tupaia belangeri chinensis (Chinese tree shrew), 607 nucleotides long. RefSeq names its product heme binding protein 2 (gene HEBP2). Gene Ontology annotation, molecular function: heme binding. NCBI's taxonomy places the organism in Eukaryota, Metazoa, Chordata, Mammalia, Scandentia, Tupaiidae. Gene Ontology annotation, cellular component: cytoplasm. The record is from RefSeq and is a predicted model, not a curated record.